Staurois parvus is the source of this 353-nucleotide messenger RNA. NCBI's taxonomy places the organism in Eukaryota, Metazoa, Chordata, Amphibia, Anura, Ranidae. The record is from the annotation of a GenBank genome assembly.
UCACACUGCGCAUGCGCAGCUCAGGAGCGCGCAGCGUGGCGAUCACCGGUGUGCUGUGUCCCUCAGACACAGCGGAUCACGGAAAGAGCCGAAGAUGUCGGCUCGGUCAUGUGAUCAGCUGUGUCCAAUCACAGCUGAUCACAUGGGACAUGUACACUGAUCAUCAGGGCACUGAUGAUCAGUGUGCCCUGAUGAUCAGUGUGGCCCCAGAUGUGCCACCUGUCAGUGCCCAUCAGUGCCACGUGCCAGUGCCCAUCAGUGCCACAUCAAUGCCACAUAUCAGUGCAUACCAGUGCACAUCAAUGCCACAUAUCAGUGCCCAUCUAAGCUGCAUUUCAAUGUCACCCAUCAGU